GGCACUGAGUUGGGGAAAGGACAUAGUCGCCAUGUCUGGCAGUGGCCCAGGAUCAUGCAGACGAUCAUUAUUACACCAUACGUGCAUAACAUGAUUUAUCAUGUCCCACAAAUGAUGAAAAAGCAUGGCAGUCUGAGGAAGUUUAGUGGAAAAGGUAUUUUUAUCAAUUUAUAUGAGCAAGUGCAUGGAACACGGGAAAUUGAAUCACCUGCUCUUCCAUGACAUACGAUACAAAUGAAUACAUAUUUCCCAAAGUCUUGGUUCUGAAAACUCUGUUUAUUCAAACUUUCUCCCCACAAUACAAUACAAAUACCCUUUUGGUGAAUUUGCGUCCUUUCAUUUAUUUUGAGGUGUAGAGACGAAAAAUGAUGACCCGCGUCGGUAUUUUCAGCGAAAGAGCAAUCGCUGGGAUGCAGUCACCAACCUUCUCGUAGCUGAAAAACUCCAGAAAGAAGUACUAGGACAAGAAUGGGUGAAACGAGGGUACGAAAGAAAGGGAUGAAGCGAAGCAAGUGACAAGAAUUUGAACAGCACCACCAGUUCAAGUUAACAUGGAACCCCUAAUCAUUUGACGAUAGUGGUUCUGAGAAAAAAUGCAGAUUUCAGAACUUCUUGCUCUCGAAACUGCAAAGACGGGAGGGGUAUUUAACACAAAACAAGAAAGCAAGUGUUAAUAGAUACUGCGAAAGGUUUGAACCCAGGAGUCAUUUCAAAAGUAGGUUGAGUUUGACUGUCCGGGUGAACGUAGUCCUGAAUAGUGUAGUGUGAACGUAGUUCUGAAUGUUAAUAGACACAUUACUCUUAUCUCGGGGAAACUAGUACACCUUACUCUUACUAGUAAGUUAAACAUAGCGAGAACAAAAUUCUCAAAUCUGAUUGGCUAUUAAAUGGCCUGUUUUCAGCAAGAAUAGGACAGUAUGAAAUCGUUAUUAAAGGGGCAGGUAUCACUUGAACGACGCACACGUCCCCGCAUGUACUAAGGAUAGAUUAUAUAGACUUGAUUGAAAAUUAAUAGGUUAAGUAACUAUUUCAAAAAAUUGUUAUUUAAGGGGUGGGUGUCACUUGGACGAGCUACACGUCCCCGCGUGUACUAGGUAAAGUGCCCUUAAAAAUUAUUACAGACAAGGUAUUAAGCUAAUCUUUCGCAUCUACAGAGAACUUCCUAAUUUCACGCGCCCGCUCUAUAAGGAAUUUGUGAACACAGCAAAAAAAUUUUGGUUUGUUUUCUAAGGUCAGAUACGGUCAGACUUUCGGAUUCCACUCCAGAAACAUUUAACGAAUGAAAUGAACCUGAAUUAGAUCGAAGUUUGAAACAGUUUGAAAUCACUAUGUAAGAGUCGUUUUUGGUUCGUUGUCAUCCAAAAAUUUUGCUGCCAUAGCAACAUGACGACUUCUCCUCUCCAGUACGGCCUUUGUGAGGGUACAGCAAGACACGCCAGACUAUGUACUACGCUUUACGCUACUACGGCCUGUGUAUAAAUAAUAUUGAUUUUCUUUUUGUAUAGUAAUAGUCGUCAUACAGUGUACUACGCUACUACGGCCUACUUGUACUUAAUAUUUACUUCGGUUUAUAUAGUAAGACUUGUGAUACCUUGUACUGUGUUACUACGCUGCUACAGCCUAGUUGUAAAGAAUAUCUUGACUUCUGUGUUUUUAUGGUAAUAGUCGUCAUACAGAUUACUACACUACUGCGCUGAUACGGCCUCCUUGUACUUAAGAUUUACUUCGGUUUAGAUAGUAAGACUUGUGAUACCUUGUACCAAGCUACUAUGCUACUACGCUACUACGGCCUGGUUGUAAAGAAUAUUGACUUCUGUUUUUUUUUUUUAUGGUUAUAGCCGUCAUACAGUGUACUACGCUACUACGCUAGUACAGCCUCCUUGUACUUAACAUUUACUUCGGUUUAUAUGUAGUAAGACUUGAUACCGUGUACUACGCUACUACGGCCUACCUGUAGGAAUAUUGACUUUCUUUUUUGUAUAAUUGUAAGACUUGUCAUACAGUGUACUACGCUACUACGCUAGUACAGUCUACUUGUACUUAAGAUUUACUUCGGCUUAUAAAGUAAGACUUGUGAUACCGUUUCCUACGCUACUGCGCUACCACGGCCUACUUGUACUGAAGAUUUACUUCGGUUUAUAUGUAGUAAGACUUGAUACCGUGUACUACGCUACUACGGCCUACCUGUAAGGAAUAUUGACUUUCUUUUUUGUAUAAUUGUAAGACUUGUCAUACAGUGUACUACGCUACUACGCUAGUACGGCCUAGUUGUACUUAAGAUUUACUCAUGAACUAGAUGUUAGUGAAAAGCUAUUAUAACUGUUUUCUGUUAGUAACAAAACUUUCUUUGCUUUUGGACAAUAAUUAGGCAACAACAGUAUCUGUUGAGGAAAAGGUCUUACAAGGCUUACAAGGCUUAAAAAGGCUACUGGCUAAGUUUACUGUAAUGGGAAGUAUAAAAGACGCAGCAAACAGUAGUUACAAAAUGCAUAUCAGUGCUCAUAAAUUCUUUUCAUUUAACGCAAUAGUUUGUUACGAACUGCAAAGAACGAUUACGCAUAAAACUACGCCACUACGCGUAGUACGGAUAUUUUUUCAAAUUGUUGCUCAUAUUUCUCGCCGGGUAUUGUUUUGGCAAUGCACCGCGAGGUGGCCUGAAGCCAAAGUAAUCACGAAAUUUUUUCCCAUCUGACAAUGACUCAAAUGCCUCCCUCCUUGGUUGUGACUUAUAAAAAAUGAUUUUCUUUUUGCAGGCUAUGGUAACAUUGUCCCAAUAACAGUUCAAGGGCGUCUGUUUUGCGUGCUAUACGCACUUAUUGGAAUGCCUGGAACAUGCUUGACUCGUAAAUCCAUCGGAGAUAAAAUAACGGAACUAUUUCCAAAAUUAAUUACAAACAGAUUACUUCGAGAAACGCGUUUUGAAAAGAUCACAUCUGACUGAAAAAGUGGAGCUAAAAGUUACGUUGACAACGAUUGUGGUAAAUGUGGUUUGCCUACUAUCAUUAAUGGCUCUCUUGCAUGGUUUACGUGAGACACAAGGAAUGGUCAUAUAUCAAGUGUUUUCAAUUUACUUUCACGACUUUGAGUACAAUUGGUUUGGGUGA
Molecule: messenger RNA, 3104 nt
Organism: Porites lobata
Lineage: Eukaryota; Metazoa; Cnidaria; Anthozoa; Scleractinia; Poritidae
Source: the annotation of a GenBank genome assembly